AUGUACCAGAAAUCAGAACUCACAAGAGAUCAGAUUCUUCACUCUGGAGAGAAGAAAUAUGAAUACAAUAAGCUUAGGGAAGCCGUUGAUGAACAAUUAUCUCUGCAAAGACAUGAGACACUUCACACAAGGGGAAAAAGUUAUGAAGGUAGUGAGUGUGGAAAAGUCUUCAUGAGCUAUAUUGAUUUCUUUAAUCAUCAGAGAUUCCACUCAGGGGGAAAACCUUAUGAAUGUAGCCAGUCUGGAAAAGGUUUUAGAGACCACUCAGCUGUUCUUAGACAUCAGAGAAUCCACAUGAGAGGGAAACCUUAUGAAUGUAAUAAGUGUGGAAAAGCUUUUUCUUUGGAGUCAAACCUAAUCAUGCAUAAGAAAAUUCACACAGAAGGAAAAGCUUAUAAAUGUUGUGAGUGUGGAAAAGGCUUUAGUGAAGGCUCAGCUCUCAUUAGACAUCAGAGAAUCCACACAGGAGCAACACCUUAUGAAUGUAGCCAGUGUGGAAAAGCUUUUUCUCAGAAGUCACACCUAAUCAGGCAUCAGAGAAUCCACACAGGGGAAAGACCUUAUGAAUGUAGUGAGUGUGGAAAAGCUUUUUCUCGGAAGUCAAGCCUAACUGGGCAUCAAAAAAUUCACACAGGAGAAAAACCUUAUGAGUGUAGUGAAUGUGGAAAAACCUAUAGAGACUGUUCAGCUUUCAUUAGACAUCAGAGAAUCCACACAGGAGAAAAACCUUAUGAGUGUAGCAAGUGCGGAAAAGCCUUUGGACACCGUUCAGCUUUCAUUAGACAUCAGAGAAUCCACACAGGGGAAAAACCUUAUGAGUGUAGCAAGUGCGGAAAAGCCUUUGGACACCGUUCAGAUUUUAUUAGACAUCAGAGAAUCCACACAGGGGAAAAACCUUAUGAAUGUAGUGAGUGUGGAAAAGCUUUUUCUCUGAAGUCAAGCCUAACUGGGCAUCAAAAAAUUCACACAGGGGAAAAACCUUAUGAGUGUAGUGAAUGUGCAAAAACCUAUAGAGACCGUUCAGAUCUCAUUAGACAUCAGAGAAUCCACACAGGGGAAAAACCUUUUGAAUGUAGUGAGUGUGGAAAAGCUUUUUCUCAGAAGUCAAACCUAAUCAUGCAUCAGAGAAUUCACACAGAGGAAAAGCCUUAUGAAUGUAGUGAGUGUGGAAAAGCUUUUUCUCGGAAGUCAAACCUAAUUGUGCAUCAGAGAAUACACACAGGGGAAAAACCUUAUGAGUGCAAUGAAUGUGGAAAAGCCUAUAGACACCAGUCAGCUUGCAUUAGGCAUCAGAUAAUUCAUACCAAGGAAAAGCCUUAUAGAUGUAGUGAGUGUGGAAAAGCUUUUCCUCAGGAGACUAAUCUCAUCAUGCAUCACAGAGUCCACACAGGGGAAAAACCUUACAUAUGUAGCUAG
This is a messenger RNA of Ochotona curzoniae (black-lipped pika), 1416 nucleotides long. Its product is annotated as zinc finger protein OZF-like. Lineage: Eukaryota; Metazoa; Chordata; Mammalia; Lagomorpha; Ochotonidae. The transcript has a single exon. Gene Ontology annotation, biological process: regulation of immune system process; negative regulation of transcription by RNA polymerase II; regulation of cytokine production. The record is from RefSeq and is a predicted model, not a curated record. The coding region runs from base 1 to 1416 and encodes 471 amino acids.